Electrophorus electricus (electric eel) is the source of this 3788-nucleotide messenger RNA. It is a transcript of the gene cept1b, whose product is annotated as choline/ethanolamine phosphotransferase 1b. The record is from RefSeq and is a predicted model, not a curated record. NCBI's taxonomy places the organism in Eukaryota, Metazoa, Chordata, Actinopteri, Gymnotiformes, Gymnotidae. Gene Ontology annotation, cellular component: endoplasmic reticulum membrane; Golgi apparatus. Gene Ontology annotation, molecular function: ethanolaminephosphotransferase activity; diacylglycerol cholinephosphotransferase activity. Gene Ontology annotation, biological process: phosphatidylethanolamine biosynthetic process.
CUCUAUAACCCGACUGCGACGGAAGUGACCGGCGUUCUGCUAGCCCAGCUAGCUUGGUGAGGCUAGCUGUCGUGAAGUCGAGGUGUUGUUGAUCCCACCAAUCGAUGUUUUUUGGUGGUCAUUGUUUCCUUUGCACAAGCUAUAGACCAAAGCAUCACCUGGUUUGGAGUAAAUUUUGUAUUUUGUAUCGCUCCACAGCUGUCGACAACAUUUUGGAAUCGUCUUGGUUCUGCGCGAGCUGCACUGAGUGUGUGUGUGUGGAGGCGUGGCCCAGGUGCUGCCCAACUCAGAACUGGGAGAAUAGGUGUAGCACGGCCGCGGUGUGGCUGUGCGGCUGAAGGAGGCAGGUCCGGGUGUGCCGGAGGGGGUAUGAGCGGGCAGGCAGGGCCGCGGGGCCGACGAGGUCUCCGGGCAGAGCGUGAGCAGGGCGUGGACACAGCAUGCUGGCUGUCCCCUGCUGUCCUGCGCCGCCUUGUCGAGCUGCCAGCCCCGGUGCUGUCACGGCACCAGCUCAAGCGCCUGGAGGAGCAUCGUUACAGCAGUGCUGGCAGGUCUCUCCUGGAGCCAAUCAUGCAGCGCUAUUGGGAGUGGCUGGUCUGCCGCAUGCCUGCUUGGAUUGCUCCUAACCUUAUCACCAUUGUCGGCCUCGUCACCAACAUCUUCACCACGCUAGUACUGGUCUACUACUGCCCCACUGCCACUGAACAGGCUCCUCUGUGGGCAUACCUGCUUUGUGCCGUGGGGCUGUUUGUUUAUCAGUCUCUGGAUGCUAUCGAUGGGAAGCAGGCCAGGCGCACUAACAGCAGCUCACCACUGGGGGAGCUCUUCGACCACGGCUGCGACUCACUGUCCACAGUAUUUGUGGUCCUUGGCACCAGUAUUGCAGUGCAGUUGGGAACAAACCCAGACUGGAUGUUCUUCUGCUGUUUUGCGGGCAUGUUUAUGUUCUACUGUGCCCACUGGCAGACCUAUGUCUCCGGCACCCUGCGUUUUGGCAUCAUUGAUGUGACUGAGGUGCAGAUCUUCAUCAUCAUCAUGUAUUUGCUGGCUGCCAUGGGAGGAUCCACUUUCUGGCAGGCUCUGAUCCCAGUAUUAAACAUUCAAAUGAAAAUAGUUCCAGCGAUCUGCACAUUUGUAGGGGCUGUACUGUCCUGCACAAAUUAUUUCAGAGUCAUAUUUACAGGAGGAGUGGGCAAAAAUGGAUCCACCAUAGCAGGAACGAGUGUGCUGUCCCCAGUUCUUCACAUAGGCUCCGUUAUAGUACUUGCUAUGAUGAUCUAUAAGAAAUCAGCUAUCCAGCUAUUUGAAAACCAUCCCUGUCUUUAUAUUCUGGCUUUUGGUUUCGUUUCUGCUAAAAUCACCAACAAAUUGGUGGUUGCACAUAUGACAAAAAGUGAAAUGCAUCUCCAUGACAUAGCCUUUCUUGGCCCUGGUCUUUUGUUUCUUGAUCAGUAUUUCAACAGUUUUAUUGAUGAGUACCUGGUUCUGUGGAUCGCACUGGUCCUGUCCUUGUUUGAUUUGGUGCGCUACUGCGUCAGUGUGUGUAACCAGAUCGCCUCACAUCUUCACAUCUUCGUCUUUAAAAUCAAGCCUCUGAGCACCGUAGCAGCUCAAUAACACCCACAAACUAUUGACUCCAGUGACUCUGCUAUAUGUGUGCGAGUCUCUAUAUGCGCGUAUGCGUAUGUCUGCUUGCCUGCCUGUGUCCGUCUUGCACACAGCACCCUUGGAGGAUUUCCUAUUAUGGUUAAAACCAUUCAUGUGUCCAAGGAUGAAUCAGAUCAAAUGAAUAGUGAUUUAUAAAAGAAAUGAUUAUAAGUUUGUAUGUUUAUCACAAUCUAUGGGCACGUUCAUCCUUACUGUUCCUUUACUGAGAGCAAAUGAAAGUGAGUGGCUGAUUUAUUUAUAUUACUCUGUACUUUGCUAUUGCAGUCUCUUAUUACUUUUAUGAAAGAGGUGGAUGAAUGGAAACCACUUGGUGUAAUAACAGGUGCUAAAACACUCCUACUCACCGUGUUUCUGUGAGAAGACUUUAGGUACUCCCUUUUUAAAUAAUAAGAAUGCUUAGAACAAUGGGAAUAUGUUUCAGUUCUCAAAUUACUCUGCAAUAUAUUUGUGUUCCCUGAUACAUUUGCUUUCACAGGCAUUCAUUUGGGUUUGUCAGUAUUGCAUGCGUUUUUUAUUAGAUCCUGUGUAUCACAAGGAUAUACAAAGUUUCUUAUUUAAUUUAAAAAAGAGAAUAAGUCCAAAAUAAUGACUUUGGUAUUGUCAUAGUUCACUGCUGUUACUGACAUAUUCACAAUUGUUUGUAAAUCCAUAAUUAAAUACAUGAAGACUGUAUUCCUUUGCUCUGUAGUAACUAGCAUCUCUUUUUUUGUAUUCAGGAGCAGUAUGGUAAUGCUAACACUGUCUAUAGAACAAUUUUCAAUAGAGUACAUUGAAGGAAACAUUUCAGGUUUCAUUUGAAAUGAGUUUUUACUGUUAUACCUGGUUAAGCAUGUUUUAUCAGUUCAACUUUAUCAGAAGCUGUUCCCUGUUUAAUUUUUUUUUUGAUUGAGGCGUGCACUUGCAUUCUGACAUUUAAAUUAGUGAAAAUGACAUCCACAUCAUUGAUGUCCACGUUUUGCAGUUCCCACCACCACCCCAGCACAUGCCACAUUUUAUAGCCUUGUGCUCAUUGUCCUGCCAUUACCUUACUGUACACAGGUGUAUGCAAAAAUUGUUUUCUCCAGUAUAGGUGUGUAACUGCUUAUGCAUUAACUACCAUUGUUAUUAUAACACAUUCUAUACUGUACAAAGCUGUUUAUUUAAUAAUGUUUCUCUGUUGCUUUGCUUUCUGUGCUAAACCACUGUGUUACAUUCUACCUAAACUGCUGAAUGGACAUUAAGCAAAAAAAUAAUAAUUAAAAUGUCAUGUAUGGACUCGUACUAUAAGCAUAAGCUGGUUUUACUCUUUUAGUAAAGAUGUGUUUUGCCUGCUUUAAUUUAGUUCUAACCUUGGAGUAAAAGAGUAAAUGCUUCAGCACAUCUAAAUGCAACACCACUAUUUGACCCAGCAUGUGUUGAAGUAAAGAUAUGUCACAGAUAUGCUGCUCAUUCCGGAAAUAAUAUACAUGGCAAAUUGCCCAGAUUAAACAGCACAUUUCUACAUGAUAAGCAGUGAAUGAAAAUUAUGUAACAAUAUACAAAGAAUUUAUUUUUGUGAUAUAUUUCAAAUGUUUAUUUGGGGAAAAAUGUCCCUUAAUUUUAAGUCACUCAAUUAGGAAAAUAAAACAUUCAUUUUUUAAAUUCAUUUUAAGAACGGUGGCAGUAUGUAAGUGUGUACCUGUUCUCUCAGCUUUUCUUUUGAAAAAGUUUUUACAAGACUUCAAUUGCCUUAAACAGAAUUGGUUGUCCUAUAUACUUUUAAUUCUUGCACAUUAACAAUGCAACAUUAUUACUUCAAGCAGGUAAUAUUACUACAUUGUUAUAGUAGCUUUGCUUUCUGUGUCAUGUUCAGGUACGUUAUGAUGCAUAGCUAAACUGGAUCUCACUUAGGAGCCACCUGUGACUUUCUGACAUCUAAGAGCAAAUAUAUUCAUAUAGCCCCAAGAUGUAGUGCCCACAAUUUAAAAGAGCCAGCCAGAACAGAAUUCUGGGUUUCUCUAUUAAUCACUGCCUCUCUAAACCUGGCCAUUGUUGGUUUGUAUUUCUGAUCUUUACAUUUGCACAAAUGUUGUUUACGCAAAUUAAAAUGAUGUAAAAAACCAGCAUUUAUGGAAUAAAACGAUCAUAUUUAACAUUUGGUA